AUGGUUUUGGUAACAAUUACUCUCUUGAUGCUGGCGGCGUCUCUGGGCUAUGUGUUCCUCAUCUGGAACUAUGGCUAUUGGCGCAAGCGGAAAGUGCCUGGCCCGAGCCCGGCAAUACUUACCGGCAACUAUCCUAACAUGAUCAAAAUGAAGCAACAUGCUAUACAAGAUCUUAAUGAGAUUUAUUGCAAAUACAAGCAACAAUAUGAUGCAGUUGGCAUUUAUUCGUCACGCUCACCUCAGUUGCUGGUUGUAAGCCCGGAGCUGGCACAUCGUGUCUUCGUUUCGGACUUUAAACAUUUCCAGGACAACGAACUGGCCAACCUGGUGGAUGAGAAGUCCGACUUUAUAGUUGGUAGCAAUAUCUUCACACUGACCGGGGACAAGUGGAAAGAGCGCCGCGCCGAUAUAACUCCAGGACUAACCAUCAGUCGCAUUAAAUCGGUUUACCCCGUAACCAACCAAGUAUGCAAGAAGAUGAACGAAUUUAUUCGCAAACAAAUUCGCAUUGCACCUGAUGGCUUGAAUGGCAAGGAUAUCAGCCUGUGCUUUACCACAGAAAUGGUCACGGAUUGCGUGCUCGGCCUUAGCGCUCAGAGCUUUACCGACAAUCCCACGCCAGUGAUGGACAAAAUAAAGGCAAUGUUCCAACAGUCCUGGAGCCUUGUGCUCAACUUUGUCGCAAUAUCAUUGAUACCCUCGUUGAGUAAAAUCAAAAAGCUACGUAUUGUGCCCAAGCACGUCGAGGCAUUCUUCGUGGACUUCAUGCAGGCAGCGAUUGACACGCGCCAUGCCCAACGGGCAGCUGGCCUACAAUCCGAUCGCGUCGACUUUCUGGACUACAUUCUGCAGCUGGCCAAAAAGCGGAGCCUUAACACGCGACAGAUAACUGCCCAGUCGAUGACCUUUCUGUUGGACGGCUUUGAGACAACGGCCUCUGUUCUGGCCCAUACUCUGCUGCUGCUGGCACGGAAUGCCGAGGCACAGCAGCGGCUGCGCGAGGAGCUGCAGGCACAUCUGAACAAUGAGGGCUUUGUUGCAUUCGAAAGGCUUGUCGAGCUACCCUACCUGGAUGCCUGUGUGCAUGAGUGCCUUCGACUCUUCCCACCAAUUCCGAUAUCCAACAAACUGUGCACUCGACCCAUCGAGCUGUCCAAUCGAAACGGACCCAAUUUCAUUAUAGAGAAGGGCACCACAGUCCUUGUACCUCAUCUCUGCUUCAUGCUAGACAAUGAUUACUUUCCCAAUGCCCAGGAGUAUCAACCCGAUCGCUUUCUAGAGCCCAAUGCGAUCAAAAUGUAUCGCGAGCGCGGAAUCUUCAUGGCAUUCGGCGAUGGUCCUCGCAUCUGCAUAGGUAUUCGCUUGGCUCUGGCCCAGAUUAAAGCAGCUCUCGUCGAAAUUAUAACCAACUUUGAUGUAAAAGUCAAUCCAAAGACUCGCAAGGAUAACAUGUAUGAUCCACUUGGCUUUAUUUCUUCCCUUAACGGCGGCAUUUGGUUGGAUUUCAGUGCUCGUCAAUAGGCGGAAUGUUGAAGUCGAAAUGUGGUUUUACAUUUAACGUUCAACUUUUAUCUCUGCAUUUAAAAGUUU
Drosophila novamexicana is the source of this 1590-nucleotide messenger RNA. RefSeq names its product probable cytochrome P450 28a5. The transcript is spliced from 7 exons. Lineage: Eukaryota; Metazoa; Arthropoda; Insecta; Diptera; Drosophilidae. The record is from RefSeq and is a predicted model, not a curated record. Gene Ontology annotation, molecular function: iron ion binding; monooxygenase activity; heme binding. The coding region runs from base 1 to 1521 and encodes 506 amino acids.